Molecule: messenger RNA, 1562 nt
Organism: Thlaspi arvense
Lineage: Eukaryota; Viridiplantae; Streptophyta; Magnoliopsida; Brassicales; Brassicaceae
Source: the annotation of a GenBank genome assembly
AACUUCUUCUUCCCGGUUUUACCAACCACCUCGUAUACUCUGUUUCUCUAUCUCUCUCCAAACUCAUUACUUCUGUUUUUUUUAUAUCUCUUGAAUUCUAUUUCAGGACAUUCCUGUUGCGUUCUCCUUGAAGCACUUAAAAGGAAGUGACGAAGUCAAAACGGCUAACUUGAGAUCAGACGCAUCAGAUAUCACCUGGAAAGUGAAGAUUGACGGUCGGAGAAUCUCUGACGGUUGGGAAGAUUUCGCCGUCGCACACGAUCUUCGAAUCGGUGAUAUUGUAAUUUUCAGACACGAAGGAGAGAUAGUGUUCCAUGUCACAGCUUUAGGACCAAGUUGCUGUGAGAUUCAGUAUGGUGGAUAUAACGUUGAUGAAGAGGAAAAAAUAGAGAAGCUUCGUGAUACAGAGAGGGUUUCAAGAAAGAAGAAGAGACCAGAAAUAGAGACAGAGACAGAGAUAGAGACAGAAGCAGAAUCUUCAACAACAGACCAAUCUUGCUUCAACCUCACUGUCACAACUUCGAAUCUAAAUCGCGACACAGUGUUUAUUCCCAUGACAUUUGGAUUGGUAAAUGGUCUAGAGAAGAAAUUUAAGAUCGUUUUGAUGAAUGAAAAAGGAGAAUCAUGGAAGAUACACUUGAGACGCCAGGCGAAACCAGACGGCCGGUUUUACAUGAUAGGAGAGAAUGUUCCAAAAAAGAAGCGUCAAAAAAUAGAAGCAGCUCCUUCAUCAGACCAAUCUUGUUUUGAGGCCAUUGUCACGACAUCAAACCUAAGAACCGAUUCAAUGUAUAUUCCGAAAAAGUUCGCAGUUUCAAAUGGUCUAAUAGAGAACCAUCAGAUUGAUUUAAUGAAUGAACAUGGAAAAUCAUGGACGUUAUACUUGAGAUACGAGGCGAAUAGAAAACGGUGUAACAUGAGCAGAGGCUGGAGAAGUUUCUGUGUUGCUAAUGGGAAGAAACCUGGGGACAUAUUCAAUUUAAAAUUGGUCCGAAAUGAGGAAAGACCUGUGCUUAAGUUGCUCCCUAUGAAUCUUCACAAAAUUGAGCCUAGCAAUGACACAAGGCAAGAUACCGAAAAGAGUUUCUUGGUGUAGAAGCUACCAUAAAAGAAGAAAACAACACAACAAGCCAAAACCGAUUUGUGACAUUAACAGAUCCACCUGAAAAUAGACUUAAUCUUCCGAUGGAAUUCACGAAGGGGAUUCGCAGAAAAAAGAAAGCAGCGAAGAUAACCGAUGCUUGACCGGUUCGGUACAAAGUGGUCGACGACACUAUUAAUGAAUAUGAAGGAAAGAGGAGCAAUGAGUUUGGGAAGAAACUGGAAAGGUGUCUGUGAGGUUCACGACGUUAAGAUGGGUGAGUCUUUUGUCUUGGAGUUGAUUUGGGAAGACAGUUCCGAUUCUUAAGUUUUGUUCCAAAAUUUGAGAAUCAUAGUAUAUAGUAAGAAACUUUGUUAAAGAGUUAUUUUCAAAAAAAAAAAAAAAAAAAAAAAAUCUUUGUUCAAGAGGCUGUUUUGUUUAAUGUCCUUCAAUAGAUUUAGUUAUGUUUAACAAUGUCAUA